CAGACUAGUUACUGAUUGGACUUCAUGAUCAUAAAUUCCUGAGCCUGCUGGACUUCCCAGCCCCUCUGCUUUUCACCAUGGACCAGGAUUAUGAGAGACGCCUCCUACGCCAAAUCAACAUCCAGAAUGAAAACACGAUGCCUUGUGUAGCAGAGAUGAGAAGAACCCUGACGCCUUCCAAUUCUCCAAUGUCUUCUCCUAGUAAGCAUGGUGACAGAUUCAUUCCUUCCAGAGCUGGGGCCAACUGGAGCAUCAACUUCCACAGAAUAAAUGAAAAUGAAAAAUCACCCAGUCAAAACAGAAAAGCGAAGGAUGCUACAUCAGACAAUGGCAAAGAUGGCCUUGCUUACUCUGCCUUGCUGAAGAACGAGCUCUUAGGAGCAGGGAUUGAGAAAGUGCAAGACCCACAGACAGAAGACAGGAGGCUGCAGCCAUCCACCCCAGAGAAGAAGUCUCUCUUCACUUAUUCGCUCAGCACAAAGCGCUCAAGUCCAGAUGAUGGCAACGAGGUCUCACCCUAUUCCCUGUCUCCUGUCAGCAACAAAAGUCAGAAGCUGCUAAGAUCACCUCGAAAACCAACUCGGAAAAUCUCGAAGAUUCCUUUCAAAGUGCUGGAUGCCCCAGAAUUGCAAGAUGAUUUCUACCUGAACCUGGUGGACUGGUCAUCUCUUAAUGUCCUCAGUGUUGGCCUUGGGACUUGUGUUUACCUCUGGAGUGCCUGUACUAGCCAGGUGACCCGGCUGUGUGACCUCUCUGUGGAAGGAGAUUCCGUAACAUCUGUGGGCUGGUCAGAAAGGGGGAACUUGGUAGCUGUUGGCACUCACAAGGGCUUUGUACAGAUCUGGGAUGCAGCUGCAGGAAAAAAACUCUCCAUGCUGGAGGGGCACACAGCCAGAGUUGGUGCCCUGGCAUGGAAUGCUGACCAGUUGUCCUCUGGGAGCAGGGACAGGAUGAUCCUUCAGAGGGACAUCCGCACCCCCCCGCUGCAGUCGGAGCGGCGGCUCCAGGGCCACAGGCAGGAGGUCUGUGGACUCAAAUGGUCAACAGACCACCAGCUCCUGGCCUCUGGUGGGAAUGAUAAUAAGCUCCUUGUCUGGAAUCACUCCAGCCUGAGUCCUGUCCAGCAGUACACAGAGCAUCUUGCAGCAGUAAAAGCCAUUGCCUGGUCUCCACACCAGCAUGGGCUCCUAGCCUCCGGGGGGGGCACUGCCGACCGCUGCAUCCGCUUCUGGAACACGCUGACGGGGCAGCCUCUGCAGUGCAUCGACACGGGCUCCCAGGUCUGCAACCUGGCCUGGUCCAAGCAUGCCAACGAGCUGGUGAGCACCCACGGAUACUCGCAGAACCAAAUCCUCGUCUGGAAAUACCCCUCGUUGACUCAAGUAGCAAAGCUAACAGGGCACUCCUACCGAGUCCUCUACCUGGCAAUGUCCCCUGAUGGAGAGGCCAUAGUCACAGGAGCUGGAGAUGAAACCUUGCGCUUCUGGAAUGUCUUCAGCAAAACUCGCUCCACAAAGGAGUCUGUGUCUGUUCUCAACCUCUUCACCAGGAUACGAUAA
Molecule: messenger RNA, 1559 nt
Organism: Chaetura pelagica (chimney swift)
Lineage: Eukaryota; Metazoa; Chordata; Aves; Apodiformes; Apodidae
Gene: FZR1
Product: fizzy/cell division cycle 20 related 1 (Drosophila)
Exons: 13
Coding region: 78-1559 (493 amino acids)
Biological process (GO): positive regulation of ubiquitin protein ligase activity; positive regulation of anaphase-promoting complex-dependent catabolic process; anaphase-promoting complex-dependent catabolic process
Cellular component (GO): anaphase-promoting complex
Molecular function (GO): protein binding; ubiquitin ligase activator activity; anaphase-promoting complex binding
Source: RefSeq, a predicted model, not a curated record